This is a messenger RNA of Pygoscelis adeliae (Adelie penguin), 6440 nucleotides long. RefSeq names its product collagen, type XVIII, alpha 1 (gene COL18A1). Lineage: Eukaryota; Metazoa; Chordata; Aves; Sphenisciformes; Spheniscidae. The transcript has 52 exons. The record is from RefSeq and is a predicted model, not a curated record. Bases 1 to 5817 code for a protein of 1938 amino acids.
AUGGCGGAGAGAGCCCCCAGCGUGCCCAGGCUGGCCUGGCUCGGGGGGGAGGAGGAGAAAGGCGCUGGGGCUGCCCCAGCAUGGCAGCCUGAUGAGGUGGAGGAGGUCCAGCCGCUGCAGGCGGAUCCAGACUGGGACCGGCCAGAAGAGGAGCAGGAGCAGGAACACACCCGUGCCCUCUUCCACAGCAGAGCACAGAUAUUUUGGGAAUCCCUCAAGCCCACUGAGCGUGAAGAAACCACCAUCACGGCCAUCGAGGGCAUGGCAGACUCUGACUCCUAUAAUGCGGAGGCUUGUGCUGCCAUGCUGGAUGUGCUUGUGGAAAGCGACGUCUCCGAUUUGGAGCAUGUGCCGAGCAUCGUGAGGUGCAUCUACCGGUGGCUCACGUCCAACACAGAUGUGUCUGCCGAGCGCAGGCUGGACAACACCCUUCUGGAGCUGACCCACGUGCACGCCCAUGAUGUGGUGAUAUUUUGGGAAUCCCUCAAGCCCACUGAGCGUGAAGAAACCACCAUCACGGCCAUCGAGGGCAUGGCAGACUCUGACUCCUAUAAUGCGGAGGCUUGUGCUGCCAUGCUGGAUGUGCUUGUGGAAAGCGACGUCUCCGAUUUGGAGCAUGUGCCGAGCAUCGUGAGGUGCAUCUACCGGUGGCUCACGUCCAACACAGAUGUGUCUGCCGAGCGCAGGCUGGACAACACCCUUCUGGAGCUGACCCACGUGCACGCCCAUGAUGUGGUGGUGACCCUCCUGCGCUGUGCCCCAUGGUGCGACAGCAAUGCCGUGACGAUGUGGAGGACGAUGGUCUCCACGAGUGGGACUGCAGAGAAGGUGCUGCUGGAGCUGCUCUGCGUGCUGGAGGACUGGCCGCUGCACAGCACGUCCACCUCCGACGGGGACAAAAAGGACGUCUUUGCCCUGGCUCUCCUGGACUGCCCUAACAUAGUGGGACGGGGUUACCGCAUCCUGAAGCUCUUGUCAAGGUACCUGCGGAGUGAGUGCAGAGUGAUGCAUCGCCUGGUGCUCAGAGGCCUCAUCCUGUUCUGCAAGAGACCCUUGAUGCUCCUGGACUGCCCUAACAUAGUGGGACGGGGUUACCGCAUCCUGAAGCUCUUGUCAAGGUACCUGCGGAGUGAGUGCAGAGUGAUGCAUCGCCUGGUGCUCAGAGGCCUCAUCCUGUUCUGCAAGAGACCCUUGAUGGCCGAAAGAAUGCAGUUCCUGCUGCCAAGGCUCAUAGAGCUACUGCAGGAUGCAGACGGGGAGGUGGCCGGGAUGACCCUCUCUGUGCUCAGGAAGGUGCUCCUGGCCAAAGACGUCCCACUUACCAGCCGCAUCGCUCUGCAGCUGGCUGAGAGGCUCCGGCCACUCUUUGACAACGACGCCAACUAUGUGCAGCUGCUCUCCAUUCACCUCUUCCGACAUGUGAUGGAGUUUGUAGAGGAAGUGGGAAAAAAGCCACUGAAGACGCAUGUGCACCAGAGCCUGCUCCCGCUGCUCUGCCACUUGCAUGAUGAGAACCGGCGCGUGGCGGAGGCCUCUCGGGAAACCCUGCUUCAGGCUACCGAGUUCCUGAAGAAGAGGAAGCUCAGGCAGCUGCUGGAGAGGGAGCAGCCAUGGGCGGUCAGUGAGCGCCUGCUCCUGGACUGGAUUUGGGACAGCGUGAAGACCGUGGGAAGCCCAGUGGCACCCGGCGAGGGAACCGCGGCACCGGAGCCGCUCGCCUCUCCGGCAGCUCCCACCCCCAGCGUGUCCCCGGGGACGUGGGGUGGCCAGGUGGUGGGGGACAUCACCACCCCACAGUGCCAGGAGCCGGAUCCCAGCACAGCAGCACCUAUGAUCAAGGGGACCGCAGCUGAAAACACCAAGCAGUGGGACGGGAAUGCCACGGGGCUGGUGGAGAGCACAGCGUGGCCAAGCAUCGCUCCUCCCCACAGCACGUCACCUGCCCCUGGCCAGGAUGCGGCCAGCAGCUCCACCGAGGACGCGCAGCUCCUGGGGAAAGGGACCACCGAGGAGCCACAGCUCCUGGGGACAGGGAUCACCGAGGACCCGCAGCUCCUGGGGAUGGGGAACACUGAGGACCCGCAGCUCCUGGGGACGGGGACCCCCGCAGCGACGGGGACACAGGUGUCCUUGCAGAGACCGGCGGGUCCCCGGCCAGAGAACCUGAGCGCUGAGGUCAGCCUCCUGGAGCUUAUUGGAGACCCCCCGCCGGAGGAGAUCCUCAAAAUUUAUGGCCCCGACAACAACCCCGGCUAUGUCUUCGGCCCCAAUGCCAACACGGGCCAGGUGGCCCGGUACCACCUGCCGAGCCCUUUCUACCGGGACUUUUCCCUUCUGUUCCACAUCCAGCCCACCACCCCCCGGGCCGGUGUGCUCUUUGCCGUCACAGACUCCUCACAGAGUAUCAUCUAUGUGGGCGUCAAGCUCUCAGAGCUGCGGGUGGGCAAGCAGCAGAUCAUCUUCUACUACACAGAGCCAGGCUCAACAAGCUCAUAUGCAGCAGCCACCUUCACUGUGCCCACCUUGCUCAACCAGUGGACGCGCUUCGCCAUCAGCGUGGAGGAGGAUGAAGUCGUUCUCUACCUGGACUGUGAGGAGCAUGAGCGGGUCCGCUUUGAGCGCUCCCCGGAUGAGAUGGAACUGGAAGAUGGCUCUGGGCUCUUUGUUGCUCAGGCUGGAGGAGCUGACCCAGAUAAAUACCAGGGGGUGAUUGCCGACUUGAAGCUGCAAGGGGACCCGCGGGCGGCUGAGCGCCAGUGUGAGGAAGAAGAGGACGACACUGAGGUCUCUGGUGAUUUUGGCAGCGGGGCAGAAGGUGGACGCCAAGCCUCGGGGAAAGACAGAGGUGUCCCAGGGCUGGUGGAUGCCGUCCCUGUCACCUCUCCCCCUGUGGCAGCGGGCAGUGGGCCAAGGAGCGGUGGAGGCUCCCCACAGCAAGCUGAGAGGACCAGAGCAGAGGGGACACUGCGGGUCUCUGCGGGAGGCACUGGCCCCAAAGGUGAAAAGGGGGAGAAGGGCGAGCGUGGCCUGAAGGGGGACUCUGGGACCGGCAGCAUCAUGGGGACGGGCAGUGUCAAGGGUGAAAAGGGGGAGAAAGGAGAACUGGGUGUUAAGGGCAGCGCUGGAUUUGGCUACCCUGGCUCCAAGGGCCAGAAAGGGGAGCCGGGUGACCCCGGCACCCCCGGGACCCUCUCGCGGCACACUAACGGCUUGAUGGUGGAGCAGGUCACCGGUCCUCCAGGGCCGCCGGGGUGCCUGCUUGCCUGCCUGCCUGGCGAUCCCGGCGAGGAUGGCAAACCCGGCGAUAUGGGACCGCAGGGGUUCCCUGGGAUGCCAGGGGAGCCUGGUCUGAAGGGGGAGAAGGGUGACCCAGGCAUGGGGCCAAGGGGACCGCCUGGACCACCCGGUCCCCCAGGACUGCCAGGACCCUCCUCCAAGCACGACAAGCUGACCUUCAUCGACAUGGAGGGCUCUGGCUUUGGCGGCGACCUGGAGAGCCUGCGGGGUCCACGAGGGCCACCUGGUCCCCCAGGGCCACCCGGCGUGCCUGGUUUGCCAGGGGAGCCAGGACGGUUUGGGAUGAACCUCACGGACCUGCUGGGACCACCAGGGCUGCCAGGCAGGGAUGGGACCCCCGGGCCCCCGGGGCCAGCGGGUCCUCAGGGUCCUCCUGGAAGAGACGGGGCGGCUGGGCAGAUGGGACCCAAAGGAGAGCAGGGCGAUGUGGGUGACCUCGGCCUCCCUGGUGCACCGGGACCCAAGGGCAGCAAGGGAGAAACGGGACCAGCAGGAGCCCCGGGAGAAAUGGGGUUAGCUGGCCUUCCCGGGCCCAUUGGACCCCGAGGACAGCCGGGGCCCCCCGGUCCCCCGGGACCACCAGGGCCAGUCUAUGAGGCUGGAUUUGGCGACAUGGAGGGCUCGGGGCUGCCGUUCGCUGCCAGCUCCCCCGGACCACCCGGACCUGAAGGACCACAGGGGGUGCCGGGACUGCCAGGGGUGAAGGGGGAGGUCGGCAGCCCUGGGCAGCCCGGCUUGCCAGGACCGAAGGGAGAUGCUGGCGUGCCCGGCGUGGAUGGCCGCCCUGGACUGGAGGGCUUCCCUGGACCGCAGGGACCCAAAGGUGACAGAGGCAGCCCCGGUGAGAAGGGUGAGCGAGGCCAAGAUGGUGUGGGGCUGCCCGGCCCUCCCGGUCCACCUGGUCCCCCUGGACAGGUCAUCGCUGUCUCAAGUGAAGAUAAGUCUUUGGCAGCUUUGCCCGGUCCAGAGGGCAGACCGGGUCACGCCGGCUUCCCGGGCCCAGUGGGACCGAAAGGAGACCGGGGGUUGUCUGGUCCCCAGGGCUCCCCAGGGUUGAAGGGGGAGAAGGGGGAGCCUGGCGUCAUCAUCAGCCCCGAUGGGACUGUGGUCACUGCAAAGGUGAAAGGAGAAAAGGGGGAUCCAGGGGUUCGGGGACCGAUGGGACCUUUGGGUCCCCAGGGACGAGCAGGGAUGAAGGGAGAGAUCGGCUUUCCAGGCAGACCCGGACGUCCCGGCAUGAAUGGGCUGAAGGGCGAGAAGGGUGACCCCGCGGAUGUCAGUAGUGUGCUGGGCUUGCGGGGUCCCCCAGGACCCCCGGGUCCCCCAGGCCCCCCUGGGCUGCCUGGCAGCAUAGUAUAUGACAGCAGCAAUGCCUUCAGCGACACCAGCCAUCCCGCGCUGCCAGCCUUCCCUGGUUUCCACCAGUUUCCAGGACAAAAGGGAGAGAAAGGCGAUGCCGGAGCCCCGGGACCCCCAGGCCACUUCCCCUACGACCUGAGUCACUUUGGUGCCAACCUGCGGGGUGACAAGGGGGAGGCAGGUCCCAAGGGCGAGAAGGGCGAGCCGGGCAGCACCCCGCUCUACGGUCCCAGCGUCUCCGGGCUGCCAGGGCCUCCGGGGCCUCAGGGCUACCCCGGGCUGCCAGGUCCCAAGGGGGACAGUAUUGUCGGGCCACCAGGGCCUCCCGGACCUCAGGGCCCCCCCGGUAUUGGAUACGAGGGGCAGCAGGGUCCCCCUGGCCCUCCUGGCCCCCCUGGUCCACCCUCCUUCCCAGGGCCCCACAGACAAGCUAUCAGCAUCCCUGGCCCUCCCGGACCACCAGGACCCCCCGGGCCACCAGGCACCAGCACAACGUCCUUGGGGCCGCCCGCCCUCCCGACCUACCAGGCGAUGCUGAGCUCCAUGCACGAGCUGCCCGAGGGUGGCCUCGUCUUCCUGACCGACCGGCAAGAACUCUAUGUCCGCCUGCGUGGGGGCUUCCGCCGGGUGCUGCUUCACCUGGUGGCCCUGAACGCCCCACUGAGCGGUGGCAUGCGCGGCAUCCGAGGCGCUGACUUCCAUUGCUUCCAGCAAGCCCGGCAGGUCGGGCUGGCCGGCACCUUCCGUGCCUUCCUCUCCUCCCGCCUGCAGGACCUCUACAGCAUCGUGCGCAGGGCCGACCGCGCCGCUGUGCCCAUUGUCAACCUCCGGGACGAAGUGCUCUUCAGUAACUGGGAAGCCCUUUUUACGGGCAGCGGGGCCCCACUGCGAGCCGGCGCCCGCAUCCUCUCCUUCGAUGGCCGGGAUGUCCUGCGGGAUGCGGGAUGGCCGCAGAAGAGCAUCUGGCACGGCUCAGAUGCCAAGGGCCGGCGCUUGCCCGAGAGCUACUGUGAGACAUGGCGGACAGAGGAGCGGGCCGCCACCGGCCAGGCUUCCUCGCUGGGCUCUGGCAAGCUGCUGGAGCAAGCAGCCAGCAGCUGCCAGCAUGCCUUCGUCGUCCUCUGCAUCGAGAACAGCUUCAUGACUGCUGCCAAAAAGUGACACACCCCCCGUCCCCGUCCCCUGGGUACCUGACAUCUCCCCGGGGAGGGUCGGACCAGCCUGCACCCCGGCACCCCCGUGGUCCUCAGGCCCACCAUCUCCUGCCCUCGCCCCACAGGGUUUUCUUCUCCCGCAGACCUGAAGCCAAAGAGUAUCAUCGCCAUUGCCCCUGCCUUGGGUCGGCAGGGGCUCGCAUCCCACCUGGGGCAGGGCAGACAUGGGCUGGCUGCCUUCCUCCUCCUCCUCUCGCUCCACUUCUCUUCUAACCCCUAAUAUUUAACCACGUCAGCUUGCAUCCACCACCCGCUUGGAUGCUCUUUUUGGGGUGGCUGGGCGGGAGGAUGCUUGGCAGGAAGAUUUUGGCGCUGCCAUGAGGUGUGCCCUCCUGGAAGGCCUUGGGGUGGUGUCUCUGACCUCCGCCCCAGCCCCACACUGUCCUUGCCAGGAGCUUGGGGCCAGACCCAAAUCCCUGCUGCUGGGGCCACAGGGUCUUCUGCAGCCGAAACUCCGGCAUACCUCCCAAGCAAGGGACCGUCCCAAGGCGGUGCCGGGGCUCCCCACAGAUGGUCUCCGUCCUCCCCAGGUAAGGACCAUCCCACCCAGCCGCCCCCAUCAUCAUCCUC